Messenger RNA from Harpia harpyja (harpy eagle), 1989 nucleotides. It is a transcript of the gene STRA8, whose product is annotated as stimulated by retinoic acid 8. Gene Ontology annotation, biological process: meiotic cell cycle; cellular response to retinoic acid. The transcript is spliced from 8 exons. The record is from RefSeq and is a predicted model, not a curated record. Bases 569 to 1753 code for a protein of 394 amino acids. NCBI's taxonomy places the organism in Eukaryota, Metazoa, Chordata, Aves, Accipitriformes, Accipitridae.
GUCGGUCGAUCCCCCGGAGGCGUCUGGCGUGGGGCCCUCACGGGUUUCCCCGGGAAGAAACAGCAGGGGCAGGCGUUCUUACCUCUAGGCCGUACUUGCGGUCGGUAACAGGGCGGGGGGCAUCGGUCGGGUUGCCAGGAAAGGGCUUCCCCAGGCGGGCGCCUGGGGCUCUGUCAGGCCGGCGGGGUGGCUGCAGUGGGCCCGGCUGGGCAUGGAUCUGUCCCUGUCACGCAUGUAGAUGUCUGGUUAUCGUUGCCUGCUCUGAUGUCACAGUUAAUUGGGGGGGGAAAAAAAAAAAAAAAAAGGCAAUGCUGUGAAGAAGUCUGUCUUUUAGUACCGUCGGUGGGAGCGGAGGAGUCUCAGCGCUUUGUGAAGCCGAGCCCUGGAUAUCCCAUGGAAAUGGAGCAUCAAAGCAUUGCGGGGAAGGGUGCAGGAGGUGGGAGGUUUGUCUUGGCUGUGUUUCGUGCCGCUCAGUUUGUCAGCGGUAGAUGAAGUUUUAGUCAGUACUUACAGAUGGCAUCCUCCAGGCAAAGAGAAGAUUUCAAACCCCAUUAUUUCCUAUGGAAAAAUGAGCUGGAGUGCUCUUGUUAGUCACCCUGAGCUUUCCUUUUUUUGUCUGUCCUCUACGCAGGCUGUAAGAUUUCUUUUUCUUCACUUACAUAUUUAUUCAGUAGAAGUAAAUGUUGCAUUGCAGCUUUUGAUGGAGACAGCUGGAGACUGUAGGAAGACACAUGCCAGAGUGAAUCCCAAUCCCCUGACACACCUGCAAGAGGUGGAACCCCACGUGGCAAAGCGGCGCUUGGCACAGGCACGCCACCGGGCUACGCUGGCAAGACUCUUCAGCGGAUUGCGGGAAGCUGUUUUAUCCCAGUCAGACAACUCAGCCUUAAAGUAUCAGGUUUUGCGUAAGGCUAAGAAAUCUAUCCAGAAGCUGGAGCAAACCUUGGGUUCUUUUCUGAAGAUGAAAGAGUCCUUCAGUCUGGAGGAUGGGAACCCAUCCAGCUUGGAGGAAGUCAGGGAGGAAUAUGUCAAGAGGCACUUCAACAAUCACAGCACUGCACCAGCCUUGGAAGCUGUGAGUGAGAGUGACUCUACCGUCUGGUGUCUGACUGGAGAAUGUGAAAAACAAACACUGGAAGAGGAUGGGAAGCCAGAAUUGAUCCAGUCUUCAGAGACUUCAUCCCCAGAUCUGGUGGAAUUUGAACGAUACCUGUAUUUUUAUAAGCACACAGUGGACCUGCUGAUAGAGCAUGGAAUUGUUCGCACUGAGGAGGUGCCUCUUCCUGAGGUCUCCACAGCUAUUUCCCACCUCUGGCAAGAGCUUUCUGAAGAAAGGAGAGACAGCAUCUUGCAGUACUGUAGCCAGAGAGAUUUCCUCAUGGAUCCUGAGGCUGCUUGUCAAGAGCCUGCAUGCACUGAAGGUAGUGUGAGGGACAGCCGAGGUAACAGUGAGGAAGCCAGUGGUUCCUCAGUCUCCACACCAGAGGAAGUAAUGUUUGAAGAUGCAUUUGAUGUUGCUGCUCGUUUCCUUGACAGAAGCGAGACUCAGGGAAUGUCUAGCCAGAGUUCAGCAUUUGCAAGCUGCACUUCUGAAAGUCCAGAGGAUCACCACAGACUCUAUCUGCAGAUCACUGACUUCCUGAAAAGCCUUUUCUUUGCUAAUACACAGUUUUGCCAGGAAGAAGAUCUUCAGUUCGAUUAUGAGACUGUGAUGCUGAGGUGCACUGAGACCUUCGAUGAUGAAGAUUUCUAAACAGUAUCUCUGUUUGCUAAUGUUUUGCCAAGCGUUGCUGGGUAUGCCACGCACGUGAAGAGACUGCACCUCUUUCAGUGAAGCCCCUCUCUGAGCAGAGUGUGGAGACACUGUGUUAAAGUGGUUUGUUACCGUUGACUUCCCAUUCCCUCAUCAGUGCUUCUUGAUAUAUCAGUUGAGUAAUUUAUAGCUUUAAAAGUUCCAGGUUUUAGGUAUUUAUAAAAUCUUAAGAAAUA